This is a messenger RNA of Telopea speciosissima, 1008 nucleotides long. RefSeq lists its product as uncharacterized. Gene Ontology annotation, molecular function: zinc ion binding; nucleic acid binding. NCBI's taxonomy places the organism in Eukaryota, Viridiplantae, Streptophyta, Magnoliopsida, Proteales, Proteaceae. The transcript has a single exon. Bases 1 to 1008 code for a protein of 335 amino acids. The record is from RefSeq and is a predicted model, not a curated record.
AUGUUUUUGAGAUUUACUAACAUCAUAAACAAGUUGAAGGGCUUAGGGAAGACCUACACCAAGUUCAAAAAUGUGAGAAAGAUUCUCAGGUCACUUCCUCCAAAAUGGAGACCUAAGGUUACAGCUAUAAAAGAAUCAAAGAAUCUCAACAUAGUCCGCAUGGAUGAGCUUAUUGGAUCUCUCCUAACUCAUGAAGUUGAGUUAAAUGAAGAUGACAAGUGGACAGAAACGAAAGAGCCAAAGAGAAAGACUAUUAUUGCACUCAAAGCUGCAAACUCUUCUAAUGAUGAAAGCGAUGAAGACGAAAAUCUGAGUAUAUCAGAAAAGGAGAUGUCUCUAAUCACUAAGAACUUUCAAAAAUUCCUCAAAAGGAAAGGAAGAAAGUUCUUCAACAAGAGACAGACAUCAAGAGAGAAUAAAGGUAAAUACAUCUCUAUGGAUAAACCUUCUUUUUCUAACAGAAAAGAAAUAGUUUGUUAUGAAUGCAGAAAGCCUGGCCACUUCAAAACUGAGUGUCCAAAGGGUCAAGAUAAGAAGAAAGCCUAUGUCAGUAAAAUAUCAUGGGAUUCAAAUGAAGAACCAGAAGAAGAUCAAUCCGAAGAAGAAACCACAAAUCUAGCUCUGAUGGCUCAUGAAAGAGAAAAUGAAUUAGAGGUAAAUUCUGACUUUUUUAGUUCAAACUCUAUAAAUAGAAAUUCAUUUGAUGAUAUUGAUACAAAUGAUAUAGAUGAAGAGGAUAUAGAAAGAGGCUUUGAAGCUCUUUAUAAGGCAAGCCAAAAGCUUGAGGCUUCUAACUCUACAUUAAAGAAAGAAGUUAUUAGUCUUCAUAACAAGGUAGAUAAUUUACAUGAUUAUAUUGCUAAGCUUGAAGAAGAAAAGGAAAAUUUGAAGUCCGCUUUGAUCACCUUUACCAAAGGGCAAAAAUCCUUAGAUGCUCUUCUUGGUACACCACAAAAGACCCCUCUUGAUAAGGAAGGUUUAGGCCAUGAUGAGAAAAUCCCACAAUAA